Molecule: messenger RNA, 1296 nt
Organism: Fragaria vesca subsp. vesca
Lineage: Eukaryota; Viridiplantae; Streptophyta; Magnoliopsida; Rosales; Rosaceae
Product: L-galactose dehydrogenase-like
Exons: 5
Coding region: 4-1146 (380 amino acids)
Biological process (GO): L-ascorbic acid biosynthetic process
Cellular component (GO): cytosol
Molecular function (GO): L-galactose dehydrogenase activity
Source: RefSeq, a predicted model, not a curated record
CUAAUGACUAUACAUUAUUCGGUAGUAUGGUGUGGUACAUGCCCCAUUGAUACUCAAAUUCUAGCAAUAAAGCAUGGGCAUUUUAGUUGCUCCAGACCCAACCAAGCCAACCAAGAUAUUCAGUUUCCAGAGACACACAAUUCCCCACUUCACUACUACUUCACUUCCCAAAUCUCUGUCAAACCAAUGGCCAAGGUCGAGCUUCGAGAACUGGGCAACACAGGCCUCAAGCUCAGCUGCGUCGGCUUCGGGGCUUCCCCUCUCGGCAACGUCUUCGGCCCUGUCUCUGACGAAGAAGCCAUCGGCUCCGUUCGCGAAGCCUUUCGCCGAGGCAUCAACUUCUUCGACACCUCUCCGUACUAUGGAGGGACAUUGUCGGAGAAGGUGCUUGGUAAGACACUAAAGGCUCUGGGAGUUCCGAGGAGUGAGUAUAUUGUGGCAACAAAGUGCGGACGAUAUGCUGAAGGUUUUGAUUUUAGUGCUGAUAGAGUGACUAAGAGCAUUGAUGAGAGCUUGGAAAGGUUGCAGCUAGAUUAUGUGGAUAUAUUGCAAUGCCAUGACAUUGAAUUUGGGAAUCUCGAUCAGAUUGUCAAUGAGACAAUUCCGGCUCUACAGAAACUGAAAGAAGCAGGGAAAAUUCGUUUCAUUGGUAUCACGGGACUUCCUUUAGGAAUUUUCACAUAUGUUCUUGACCGGGUGCCACCUGGCACCGUGGACGUUGUUCUGUCAUAUUGCCAUUACAGUAUUAAUGAUUCAUCACUGGAGGAUCUACUGCCUUACCUUAAGAGCAAAGGUGUUGGCGUAGUUAGUGCAUCUCCACUGGCAAUGGGGCUUCUCACCGAGCGUGGUCCUCCAGAAUGGCAUCCAGCAUCUCCUGAACUCAAGUCUGCCUGUCAAGCUGCUGCUUUUUAUUGUAAAGAGAGAGGGAAGAACAUAUCAAAGUUAGCUAUGCAGUACAGCUUGUCAAAUAAGGAUAUCGCAUCAGUGCUGGUUGGCAUGAACUCCAUUAAACAGGUCGAGGAGAAUGUCGCUGCUGCUGUGGAGCUUUCAACUGUUGGGAAAGAUGAGCAAACCAUAUCAGAGGUUGAAGCUAUUCUGAAACCUGUCAAGAAUCAGACUUGGCCGAGUGGAAUCCAGCAGAGCUGACAAUUGUAUUGUUCCAGCUUGCAUGUAACUAUUUGAGUUGUACUUCUACACUUUUCAGUUGCCUGGAUUUGCCCUAUUGGCACGAUAUUAAUAUGCUUUCGGAGCCUGACUAAAAGUUUGGAGUGAAUCAAUAAAUUUGUUGUAUUUCCA